This is a messenger RNA of Amoebophrya sp. A25, 2673 nucleotides long. NCBI's taxonomy places the organism in Eukaryota, Dinophyceae, Syndiniales, Amoebophryaceae. The record is from the annotation of a GenBank genome assembly.
AUGAACAAACUUCGAGAAGAGGUGCUCCUCAAGAUAGAGGAGAUGGGUUUGCUCUUGUCGAAGGAACUGCGUGAUCGUGUCAGCGAAGAGCGAGCCCUACGAAAGCAGACACUAGCAGAUUUCGAUUUGAAAAUCCGCGAAUUCAUCAAGUCAGUCAGUUCGAGCCAAUCUGCGAUGGUAACGAAACUUUCACGAAAAACGACUCAACUCGCUAAAAGCGGCGAAAGUUCUGAGCAAGGAUGGAAACAGGGUACUUCAAUCCUGAUGGACACAUGAUAGUAGAAGAAAGAUAGAGACAGAUUGGUAUAGGACAUAGAAUAAAGAAAAAAGUUCACUAAUAGUAGAGGGCCGAGAAGUACUUCCUCUUCCUUCUAAAAAGAAUAGGGAUUUGAAAUGAUGGUCUUACUCGUAACUAGUAAGUGUAAUAAAUUGGUCGGGGAUUCUCUUGCCAGGGUCGUUUGGAUCUACUCUCUUACAUAGGUGAAAGCAUGAAUCAAAUCAAAAUACAUCAGGCGUGGGUUCCGUGGCGAAUGUGAUACGAAGUUUGCAGCCGGCGCUUGAUCGAGAGAUUCAGCAGCGGGUAGCGAACGAGAGCAAGAUAAACCGGAAGCUAGAGGAAAGUAUGACAGCUAUAGCAACCGAAGUAGAAAAUGUUACGGGUAGAGCCUUUCAGCAGAUAGAAGCUAUGACGACUCGAAUAGAAGCGGUGGAAAAAAAGUGCGAAGGUACUGUUUUUUAUGACAUUGACAUGAACUAACUGCAAUCUAUUACCUUCCUAGUACACGGAAUACUAUUACACUGAUUUUUGGAGCUUGCUUUAAUGUUGUUGCCCUUUCGAACUAUCAUGGUUUAAUCCAAAGUCGCCUUGACAGGAUCAUACUGUAGAUACGGAAGAGAUCAAUAAUAUAUAAAUAUUAUAUCUUCUUUAAACCGCUGUGACUUUCACUUCGUGUUUUAUGGGCUACAUCAAAACAUGACCUUGCCUUUGAUGACUCCACAACAGAUGUUGUUCAGCGGCAGUCGGGCAUGGAGCGACUCGUGAAACAGGAGUUAGAGGUGAUAAGGCGGGAGUUGCACCAGCAUGUUGAAAAGAAGCUUGAGCAAGAACGACUCGCGCGACAAGCGAACGAGAAAGAGUCCGCUUCCAGGGAUAGCGAGCAGCGAAUAGCGAUAGAAAAGUUGCGGACUCAACUGGAAGGAAUAACAAAAGGUGUAGAGGAUCUGGGCGGGAGCAUCCAAGCGUCGGAGGGUCGAUCGCAUGAAGCUGUCGCAAGACUUAAAGAGCUCACAACCGAGGCGAUAGAAAAGUCGAACGCGGAAAGGUGAGCGGGAUCGUGAUUAUUUCAUCUUAAUAUACCUUCUUGGUGCAUGUACUACAACAGCAGAUAGAGACAGUUUUAGGAGGAGGGAUGAAUUUAUUACAACUUUCUUGCGCCUUGUGAUGACGAUUCAUAUAAGUAUACGGUCACUUUGCGGUUUGUGCUGUUUUUUCGGUCCCUCACGUAAAUAACUAGUGAUACCGUUUUGAGGUCGAGGAAGUUUUCUGUCAAAAAAUUCCUGCAGGGAGCGGGCGGUACAGGAAAGCUACAGCACCAUGCAGAAGUAUGUUGGUGACAAUUUUGCGUCAACAGACACAUUCAAGAAGCAAGUCGACUAUUUAGAGGGUGAAGUGCUGGAUAAAGCCGAGUGGAUAGAGCGCCUUGAGCGCAACUGGCAAGCACGAUUAGAGGAAGAGGGUGAUCUCCGGCGGGCCGAUUACAAGCAACUAGACGUACUGAGUUUUCUUGCUUCUGCUCGAAAUAGAGACACAACAGCAUAAAACUACCUACGACCUCAUCUUGGGAAGGCAAUCUCAACUUUACUCUCAAAUAUUUUUCCACCAGACGUAUAUGGGCAAUCGGUUUAAGGAAGUCGUUGCCGACAUCAAAGUUCUUUUAGACGCCAUGGAGCCCCAGCAAACUGUAAACGCCAAAGUAUUAGAGAACGAAAGUGCAGCCGCGACACUCAAGAAGCAGGUACAAGUGGAUACCCUGUUACUCUCGUGCUUACUAGUACAAUGUGCUUUUUUAUUAGAUGUAUUGCUCUUUCGAAUCCUCAAAUAGAUUUCUUAAGCAACAAGUACAAAAGGUAGAGAGAGUUCAAGUUGUUUAUCUGAAAUCCUAAUACUAGGUACGAGACCUUUGGACGAACUUGGAAAAUUCGCGAACAGAAUUCCAGGAAUUUUCACAAGAGCAGAAGAUGGUAAUGGGUUUUCUAGACACGCAGCAAAAGACGAAAUUUGGCAUUUUACAAAAAGAUGUAUCAAAUCUUCUGACUUUGUACGGGACGCAUGGUGGUGGACAAUAGAAUGGCAGAUGUUUGAAAACAAAGUUGAGACGCGCAUAGUGUAUGCUCGUGGUUCUUGACGAUAGUGUUUAGGAGCACUGCCAUCAUUCUAGGUGCGGUGCAGUUUUCUCGCUUAUGUGUUCAAACGAAGAGACUACAUAGCCCGCUCUGGAAUGGACAACAUCGUGCAUAAGUAUCUUGGCUGAUUUUUAGGGAACGGGAUGCUCUUGUUCAUCGCUGCCAUGUGUCCUCGGCAGUUGUGAAUUUUUUGAUGCGCAUGUUCAAAGAUCAUUGAUUAUGCUCGAAAAUUCUUUUCACAAAAAAUACGAUGGCGCUAUUUCGUUGUAC